Molecule: messenger RNA, 2735 nt
Organism: Choloepus didactylus (southern two-toed sloth)
Lineage: Eukaryota; Metazoa; Chordata; Mammalia; Pilosa; Megalonychidae
Gene: RGS18
Product: regulator of G protein signaling 18
Exons: 5
Coding region: 206-913 (235 amino acids)
Source: RefSeq, a predicted model, not a curated record
CAACUCAGGACAGACUUGUACUUGACUUCCUCAGUUCUACAUUUUUGCAGAUGUGAGAAGCAUAGCUCUUAACUCUUUUCUUAAGUAUUGCUGAAAAAGUUGAGACAACUUUCUAUCCUUCCAUGUAUAACUACAGAAUAGCAUUAACAAGUGAACUAGAGAACAAUGUAAUAAAUUAAACAUCUCUUUAUUUUAGACAGAUAAGAUGGAAACAUCAUUGGUUUUCUUUUCUCAAUUAAAUAUGUGUGAAUCAAAAGAAAAAUCUUUUUUCAAGUUAAUGCAUGGUUCAGGAAAAGAAGAAACAAGCAAAGAAGACAAACUCAGAGCUAAGGAAAAAAGAAAUAGGCUAAGUCUCCUCCUGCAGAAACCCGAGUUUCAUGAAGAGACCUACUCCAGUAGAUCUGGGCACUUGGCCAGUGAUUCAAGAAUUUCCCCUGAAGAAGCAAUGAGAUGGAGUGAAUCAUUUGACAAACUGCUUUCCCACAAAGAUGGACUGGAAGCUUUUACCAGAUUUCUUAAAACUGAAUUCAGUGAGGAAAACAUUGAAUUUUGGAUAGCCUGUGAAGAUUUCAAGAAAAGCAAGGAUCCUCAACAAACUGUCCUUAAAGCAAAGGCAAUAUUUGAGAAAUUUAUACAAAAUGAUGCUCCACAAGAGGUUAACCUUGAUUUUCAUACCAAAGAAACUAUUACUAGGAGCAUCACUCAACCCACCCUCCACAGUUUUGAUGCCGCACAAAGCAGAGUGUAUCAGCUUAUGGAGCAAGACAGUUACACGCGUUUUCUGAAAUCUGACAUCUAUUUCCAGUUGAUAGAAGGAAGACCUCUGAGACCAACAAAUCUUAGAAGACGAUCACGUUCCUUUACCUGUAAUGAAUUCCAAGAUGUAAAGUCAGAUGUUGCCAUUUGGUUAUAAAGAAUCUUAAUUUGCUAUUUUUGUGAUAAACUCUUGCCUGCUUCUAAGAAAUAGAAUGUUUAUAUUAACAAAUGGAUGUGUUUUCAAUAAAAUACAUCAUAUGAAAGGUGAUUAAAACUGUACUUAAAAAACGUUUACGUUAACAAUACACACUGUAUUUGUCAAUAUAUUCUGUAAAACCCUCCAUUUGAAUUUAUUCCAUUCAUAAUCAGAAAAACUUUUUAUCUUAAUUAAAAGGCAGAAAUAACAAAAAAUAAUAAUGCUUUAUAAGAUUUAAUAAUAUGAAGUUAAGUAAAGGUUAAACUUUUGCAAAAUUGUCAACAGUGUGACAAAAGCUUUAGUUUGGAUUUUGGUUUUAUAUAUGUAAAUGAUAUAAUGUUCAGAUUUUCUAUUUCCAUAUGUAAACAACAUAAUGUUCAGAUAUCUGUAUAUUUAAACAGCAUUUUCCAUAAUGAUGAAGACCCUCCUUCCAUCAUAGGAAUUGUAGAAGUGAUCCAUUUCUUACAAUGAGAGAGGAUGAACAUUUUUUCUUGGGUUACUAAACCCUGGCUCAAGAAUAACAAUAUAUCACAAGUUACAAACCACCAACAGGAAUUUUAGGAAGGAUACAUUCAUCUGUACACACUCCCAGGUGAAGCAUAACCCAGAUUGAUAAGAAUGGGAUUUCCCUUUGUGCUCAUUUGUGAGUGAGCAUAAGUUUAUCUGGGUAUAUGGAGGUGAACUUACCUGGGUACACUUCUGCUGAUAUGCCCAGAUUAUAUGUAGCUCCAGGUAGGGACUGAGUGGAACAGCUUACCUGAAAAGAGCCCUUGCUACUAAUGUAAGGAUAGGCAGUGGUUUGAAUGAUGACCAGAGGAAUUUUCUCACCUUUGGCCUUAUUUUUGUACCUUUACAGUUAGAGUAGAAAUUAGAAAUGAGAGGAAGUGAAGAAGAGAGUCCCAGCCUCUGGAGAUUCAAUCAUCUGCCACAUUGGCUCAUACUCAAAAAAGUGUUCUUUCAUUGGUUAUAUUUUUUUUCCAAAUUUCAUUGAAUCACUUAAUACUAUAUUAUUGAAAUAACAUUAUACUAAUAAGUAUAUGUGUCUCUGUUUUUAGGGAAAUAUUCAAGAUUAGAUGUAUGCUGCAAGGCCAUAAAUGUCUGUAGUUAAAAUGCCAUGCAUUUAGCUUUGGCAAAAGUAAUUUUAGGUGAAGGAUAAAGUAUAAAAAUUUUAAUCUAUAUUAAUAAACAUUUGUAAAUACUUCAUUCAUGCUGUUAACAUUUAUUUGACCACUACAUGCUGUCACCAAUCAUUGAUUAUUCUUCCUGUUAUCAAAUUUGGCACAGACAUAUUUUCUUAUUUUAGAAUGAUUUGGGGAUAGAAAGUAUUAAUUGAGGUAUCACAUUACUGACUUUAAUACUAACUCAUUUCUUAUACUGUUGUGAAUAUGAAAACAAAGUGUGCCUUUCAAAGGUCAACUAAGAAAGGGCGUUUUAAUUUUUGCUUGUGAAUUUGUAUUCUCUUAUGGUAGUCUCUUUUCAGAGUUUGAUUGCUUCAUAUACAGAAUUAAGAUUUGAUAGUAGCUUUGUGAUCUCAUCAGAAAAAUGGACUGAUUUUAAAAGCAUUGAUCCAGAACCACGAACGUAUUAUUUUGCUUUUCCAUUUGCAAGAUUUUUCAGAAUUAGCCAAGCUAAUUUCUUCUCUUAUUUAAAUUAUGAAUUAUUCAAUGAGACCCUUCAAAAAUAUACCAGAAAUUUUGAUGAAGGUAAUGCCUGAUUUCAAACAGCUUUCAGUCUGUUAGGAGACAAGGUGUAAAGACACAGAAAAAAAAAAAAACUGAUUAGA